AAAAAAAAUUUUAGAUGCCUUGUGGAGGCUGCAUUCUACUAUUUUAAUAUCUGAGCAUGCACUUAUCUACAUGUUUUUCUCCUAUGUUACAAUGGUCUAAAAAAUGCAAAUUAAAAUUCAAAUAAAUAUAUGACCUCAUAUUGUUUAUGUUUUAACUAUUUGACGAAAAAUAUAAUAUAUUGGAUUCGAAAAAUUUUUUUAUUUUAAUAAAUUGACAAACAGUGGGAUGAAAAGUUCAGCUGAAAAAAAAACCACAUGGCGACGAAUUAUUGGGAAAAAGAGACUGUUUUAAAAGACGACACAAUUGAUAUUGAUUGUCGAAAUGAGCAGCUUAUUCAAUCAGUAAAAACAACAAUUUCUAGAAUAAUAGAGAGUAAGCAGCUUCGACAACUACCAGACAGUAGUUUAUCCUCUAAAAUAGAAGAAAAAAAUAAUCAGAUCGUUAGUUACUCCGAAUCACCACCUGGAGCAUUUCACUGCAAAAAUGACUUCAGCCAAUUCCAUCACCACGGAAGCCCUAGUAACCCGCAAUUACUCCAACAUUAUAUGUCCCCCAUCGGAGUAUUUUGGGACAUUGAAAAUGUUCGAGUGCCUAGAGGCAAAUCAGCAUCCAGCAUAGUGCAAAUUAUAAGAGAUAAGUUUUUUAGAGGCUAUCGUGAAGCGGAAUUUAUUGUUGUAUGUGAUGUUAACAGAGAAAGUAAACAAGUUAUACAAGAAUUGAAUGAUGCGCAGGUAAGCUUGAUGCACGUACCGGCGACUUUUAAAAAUGCUGCUGAUGAAAAACUUAAACAAUCAAUACGGAGAUUCGCUGAUACUCAUGGUAGUGCAGCUACAAUUGUUGUAAUAUCGGGUGAUGUUAAUUUUGCAGCUGAUUUGAGUGAUUUGCGACAUCGUAAAAAAAUACACAUUAUAAUUAUCCAUAAUGAGAAUUCUGCAUCAAAAGCACUUAUUCAGUGUGCCAAUGAGGAUUAUCAUUUCAAAGAUCUUAUAGAACGAAUACCUUCUAGACAUCCUGAUGAUUAUAUUAAGGACAACGAAAAGUUUGACCUUUUGGUAACCAAUCUUCCGAAGGAUAAAGGAUUCCAAGCAGUAAGAAAUAGACUUCAACGAUUAUCAGACAAUUGCGGUGGACGUGUAGUUACGGUAAAUUCAGGAGUAGCAGUAGUACGCUUUGGACAACAAGACUGGGCUAAAAGAGCUCAACAGCGUAUAAAUGGCACUGAUGUAUUUGGCUCUACGAUAAAGGUGAGCUCAUUCAAGGAUAAUACUAGCCUAACAUUUGAAGAAAAAAAUAACUUGGUCGACCGGAUCACUGUUUUAGCAAACGGAGCUGCUGUUAGUUCACCAUUACCAAUGUAUCAUCCAAACGCAAACAUUCCCAGUGUCCGUAGUCUUCCAGGGACGCCUCAAUAUAAUUCAUCGUCGCCUGUCGUCGGGGCAUUUGCCGGCUGGAACGGCGCUCACUCAUUCAAUUCCGGGACUCUUCCGGGACCAAUACUAGGACGUACACACCCAGGAAAUGGAGAUGCGUACAAUCGACAGUACGCGGACAUGAAUCGUGGGCCGUCACCUCUAAUUUGGAAUAAUCCAAACCAACACCAGUUAGGCCGUUGGGAAGAUUUUGUAUCAAUGAAACGGCAACAAAAAGACUACGGCAGACCUGGAACUUCAGUACUGCAUCAAGAUAAUAUCGGAGUAGACUCUACUAGCCACGAAUCAGAUACAUCACGUCGUAAUCGUUCUCAUAGUUCCAUGAACUCUACUCAAGAUUCAAAUAGUUUAACGCGUCCAAAUUCUUUUCAAUCAGCCGGACCAUCGGCGUAUAAACAAAAUUAUCUACAUAGCAAUAAUCCGAAGCGUAUCAGUCCAUUACCAAAUCAUCCGAGGAAUUUAGAAAGUGGAUAUCAUAGUAAUAAUGGUCAAAACUAUCCAAAGACACGUCGCUCCGCACGAACGCCUUCUCCGUAUAAAAAUCUAUCUGCGCACGUGUCUAAUAGACAAACAAUUGUAUCACCUUAUCCACACAACGAUCCAACGAAAGAUAAUGAUAAGUUCUUUAAUCCGAUUAACCAUCCCAGUAAUACUUCCAGUAGUAAUUGCAGCAAUAGUACUAGUAAUAGUAGCCCGAUAGAUAUUCAAGUUACUAAUUUAGAUCAAAAUAUCGAAGCCAAAACAAUGUGUCGUAUAUUACACUCGAUGUUUUCUGAACACGUGCGCGUUGAACAUAUUGGUGUUUUCAUGCAGUCGGACGGUAAUUAUGCGAUAAAUGUUAAACUUGGAUCGUUGUCAGAUGUACAGUAUGCAAUAUCACAACUUCAUCGCCGUAAAAUUGGAUUUAAGAGAAUAUUAAUGUCAUAUGGACAUACUAGUGGUACUAAUCCACAAAUAGUACGUUCUCAAAUAAUAAUGUUGCUUCUAGAAGUACCGGGGUACCAAUUACCACUAUUCAAAUUUCGUGAAAUGUAUGAAAAUCGAUUUUUAAUGCCGCUUUCUGUGUCCGAACUUUAUAAAAUGAAGGACGUCUGUAAUGUAAUUGAUGAUAAAAGCGGACGCAUGGUGGCUCUAAAUCCAGAAUUCCGAAAUUCACCAUCACCUUGCAUCGAAAAUAUAUCUCAGAAUGCUGCUAUGGAAUUACCGUACUGCCAUAUACACUACCAAAAACCAGGUUCUGACAAAGGAUGGGCUGAGCAAGAGAUUGAGUCUUUACCGAACGUAAUGAUGUCGUUGAAAUUAUUAGGAUUACAUAUUGAGAAACUUCUAAUUACGCACAACGGAAAUCUGCCAUUGCUGACUUUAACUUUUUGCUACGAAGCCGAGUUUAAUGAAACUCUAAAAACUACUGAGAAUGGAGUAUCACUCGAGCAUUUAAUCUCUUGCCUAAAUUUCGUGGAGAUUAAACAAGUAAACAAUAACAUUAAAUAUAUAAUUUGGGCUAAAGAUAAAAAUGUUGAUUAUCAUGAAGAAAUAAGAUGUGCUAGCCCGGCUCUAUAUAAUCCGCUAAUGUUGUUCAGUCGAGAGUUGGUUGAUCUAUUGAAAACUGCGCCACACUGCCAGAUUAUUUUCAACAAAUUCAUUCCAGCUUAUCAUCAUCAUUUUGGACGACAGUGUAGAGUUGCAGAUUAUGGCUUUACAAAACUAAUUGAUCUGCUGGAAGCUUUACCUGGUACUAUUCAGGUGAUGGGCGAAGGAAAUAAAAGGGCAGUAACUCUGUCACAUCGCGCCCAAGUACGUCGCUUUACUGCUGAUCUUCUACGUGUUUUAAAAGCUCAAGCAAGCAAACAAGUAACACUCACGGAUUUUCCAGCUGUAUAUAGCCGUGUGAUGGCCAAACAAUGGGAUCCAGUUGAUUAUGGAGUUUGUGAAAUAGGUGACAUACUAAACGAAGUUUCUGAAUAUACAGUCGCCGUGAGUGAAGUUGACGGUGACAAAGUGAUUGCGAUGCCUAAAAGAGAACAAACAGCCGAAGAAAAAGAACGAACAAAACAGUUUAGUUUGGAUGCUAUUGAAUUGCUUGGACACAGUCCACAUUGCACGAUGCAGUUUAAUAAAUUCGUCCCAUCUUAUCAUCAUCACUUUGGUCAUCAAUGUCGUGUCUCAGAUUAUGGAUUCACUAAAUUGAUCGAGUUGUUUGAAGCUAUUCCCCACGUUAUUCAGAUUAAGGAUGUUCCUGAUGGCGAAAAACUUAUCACUUUAACUGAGCCAGAACGUUUACGUGUUCUGGGAGAACAAAUUAAUAAACUAAUAUCUAAAUAUCCAAACGGAUUAUUGUUGUCCAAAGUUGGACAAGCUUACUCACGUCAAUUCGGCUACCUACUUAAUCCAGAAUUGUACGAUUGUCAUUCUUUAGAAAAACUGUUAGGUAAACUCAGCAACUUGGUACAAAUUAUACAAUCACCAGAUGGACCAACAGUUAUUCGGGCAGAUAAAUCUCACUCGCAAUUUUUGGGAUUGAAGUGCCGUAGAAUUUUAAUGGAUCAAUGUCAACAGCGUUUACCUGUCCAUGAAUUCCGUCGUAUCUACGAAAAGUAUUUCGGAGUACCUUGUGAUCUUAGCGAAAUUAAAAAUGAUUUAAAAGAUAUAGUUGAAUUUAUAACUGUUAAUAAUGAAGAAUUUAUCGGGCUAACAGCUCUCCAAUGUUUUGCCUGCAAUCUGUAUCGUGUUUUAAUGAAACAUCGUGGUAAAUUAAAUCUCGAACUGAUUGAAAGUGCUUACUCAAAUGUCACUGGCAAUGAAUUCAAAGCAACACACUAUGGAUUUUCGUCAUUAAAUGCUCUUCUUCAAGCGCUACCAUGCACCGUUACGAUCAAAGAAACUCGUACUAAAAAGAAAAUAGUAUUUUUAAACAAACAAUUAGAAACAGUAGGAAUUCCGAUACCACCACAAUUAACAUCUCCGAACAGUGAUCAAGAACCUAAUAGUGAACCUGCUACACGAACUCAAUCAUCUCAACCAAACUACGGGUCUGUGUCAUCAAGACUGAGCGCAUGGGCUGAAAAUAGUCUCCAAAAAACUUGGAGCAGCCUAAAUGAGGAUAAUAAAUGGAGUCAAGCAGCAACUUCAGGAUCAAAACACUCUGAUCAGUGGCCAAUUAUUGAUGAAAACGGUGAAACGUUUCUUAAAAAUAUUGUCUCACGCACAUCGUCGACGUUUAUGGACAACAUACCAAUGGGUAAUAAGACUGGGCUGUCAGAUUCUAUCAAUCAUGAUGACAGUAACGGUGAGUCUGGAGUGUGGUCAUCACCACCUCGUUAUAUUCCGAAUACUUAUUCAACGAAUGUCAACUUACCUCCGUUAACGUUACCUGAAUGGGUUCACGAUGAAGAAGACGACCCUACAAAUCUGCUGUCUCCCGCGAAAAAUCUUUUAUCUGCUGCAGCCGAUCCUCUGAAUUCAUUUUACCCUAACCACAUGAUAACGGCUCCUCAUCCAUCUGAACUGCCACUUCCUUCGCUAUCGCUGGUUCCGAAGCACAAUCUAUUUUCAGAAUCUUCCAGGAAAAGUGAAGAUAAAAUAGAAUCACGUAACCUUGGCAAUUCACUUGAGAUAUUGAGCCCAAAUCGUUCUAAUAACACAACUUCUGAGAGCGAACCGUCGCAUAACACAAUGGAGAGCGAAAUUUCGCACAUUCUCGACAGUACACCAAAAAAAAAGGCAACAGGUAAACGAACUAGUAAACUUGCAGCUCAAUUUGAUCAACCCAUCGAUUCAUGAAAUAAAGAUGCUUUAUUGAAGCAUUCAUUUUUAUUAGUUAAACUGAUUAAAAUAGUAAUCAAUUAAUCAGAAUAAUUAAUUAAAUAAUUAUUAUAUGGAUCGUGUUAUUUUAACGAAAAUAUUAAUAUCAAAAUAAGUAUUUUGCAAGUUAAUCAUAAUACUAUUUUAGGUUUUUUAUAAAUAAUGAAAAUACACAUCUCUCAUUGGUAUCGCAGAGCAUUUUUCGAGGCUGUGAUAAAAGUAACAAUUAAAUAAAAUAAUAUAAUAUUGUAGAUAUUAUUUGUAUAAUUGUAAUUACUUAAAUCGAUAGUAGAAUUCAUAGAUGAUUAAUUUUUCAUUGUUGAAUUAUUUAAAUAACUUUGUGAUAAAACUAACAUAACUUCUAUUCAUUAUUUAUUAUUUUACUAUUAUUAUUUAUUAUUGAUAUUUUUUUAAUAUUUUUCCGGUAAUUAUCUAAUAUUUUUUUAAUAGUAAUACCGUUGGUUUUAUCAUAAAUAUUUGAGAGAUGAUCCUUAUGUUUUUUGGAAUAUAAAUAUUAGUAUUUCAUUUAGAAAAAUCAUUGAUACCGGUCAUUUAUUAUAUCUGUUGAUUAUAAGUAAAAUGUUUUCCAUAAUUUAUGUAUUAUAAAUGCACAUGUCAUGUUUCUUAAUUAACAGAGAAACAUUUUUUAAUGUUUAUCUCUCAAGUAUUAUAAGAAAAAAAACACACGAAUGUAAAAUUUUACAGUUUAAAUCUUUAAUCAUAAUUACAAUGAUUAACGAUCCAAGAUUUUUAAAUACUAAUUUUUAUUGAUAGUGAGUGUAUGAGUACUGACUGUGUAUGUAAGUUGUAAAUCUAAUUAAUUAAUUAAUUAUGAAUAAUUUCCUCCUAUUUUUCAUAAUUAUUUAUAAAUAUAAAUUAAAAUGAAAAAUAAAUCUAUUGAUCUAAAGUAAUUGUAGGAUCAAAUACAGUAAGUGUAUCCAAAGUUUUUGAAUUUUAUCGAUAAAAAAAAAAUGAAUAUUCUUUGAAUAAUAUUUUAUUAAUUAUUAAUCGAUGUAUAUAAAAUCGAGCAUUUGCGGUGCAAAAUAAUCAAAUUACGAAAAACAUAAAAAAUAUUGAUAACAUAAAUGUGUAUUCAUUGUAAAAGAACUCAGGUUUAAAUGAUUAUACAAAUGCCAUGAUCGUCGAUUUGUUAUCACCUCUUCGUUACACUGCUAAUUGAUAUAAGUCAACGAUAAACCGAAUAAAUUAUUUUUGGCAUUUCGAAUAA
This is a messenger RNA of Cotesia glomerata, 6460 nucleotides long. RefSeq names its product meiosis regulator and mRNA stability factor 1 (gene Marf1). NCBI's taxonomy places the organism in Eukaryota, Metazoa, Arthropoda, Insecta, Hymenoptera, Braconidae. Bases 256 to 5211 code for a protein of 1651 amino acids. The transcript is spliced from 8 exons. Gene Ontology annotation, biological process: post-transcriptional gene silencing. Gene Ontology annotation, cellular component: cytoplasm; peroxisome. Gene Ontology annotation, molecular function: mRNA base-pairing post-transcriptional repressor activity; RNA nuclease activity; CCR4-NOT complex binding. The record is from RefSeq and is a predicted model, not a curated record.